AUGGCGUCCCCGUUCCCAACAUCCUCCUCAGCACCAGGAGAGGGAAAUUUAGUCGUUGAUGUGAUGCCCCAAAAGAUAUCCGGUCUAUCUGCGAUGACUUUUCAAUAUCCUCUCAAGCUUAUCUCUCCAUCAUCAACAUCAUACCAAAAAAGUGUGCUCGUGUUUCUCUUGACGUAUGGAGGAGGUCUAGUCGGAGGGGACCAAGUCAAUCUCAAAAUUAUAGUCAAAAAAACCUCAAAACUGAGUAUCGUCACACAAGGACAUACCAAGAUCUUCAAAUCACUUUCCCCCGAUAUUGUUACCCGACAAAAACUUCAAGUGAUGAUUGAAAGCGGUGCUGCGCUAUGUUUGCUUCCGGAUCCUGUUCAGCCAUUUCAGUUCAGCGCUUAUGAACAGUCGCAGAUAUUUGAGGUAGCUGAUACCGGAUCGCUUUGUUUGCUGGAUUGGGUAUCGGCUGGGCGUACUGCUAGAGGGGAGGACUGGGACUUUUGGAAGUGGAGUGGUCGCAAUGAGGUGUGGGCCGCAAGCGAGGCGGGGAGGAAAAGAAGAUUGCUCCUAAGAGACAAUGUGUUCUUGAAUGCACAAGAACUGAACGACGAGGAUAGAGAUCAUUCUGUGAGACGAAAAAUGCAAGGCUUAGGUAUAUUCGGCACUCUUGUGUUGCGAGGGCCCCUUAUGGAAAAACUUGCCCUCUUCUUUCUCGAAGAGUUCGCGGCAUUGCCGAGAAUUGGGUCUCGAGAUUUUAGAUCUCAGGAUAUGAAAGACAAGGAUAGUAGCUUGGUUCUAUCCCCCCAAGAAGCGUGGAGAAAACAAAGGCUGAGGCAAGAAGCUUUGGAUGGAGUGUUAUGGUCUGCCGCGAAAGUGCGAGGUUGCACUGUCAUCAAGUUUGGGACUUGUACUGUAGAAGGUGGUAGAGUUUGGAUUGGCGGAAUGAUCAAACAAGAAGGGUCAAUAUCUGAUAAGUUUGGGGAAGAUUCGAUUAUGUGUAUACGAUGA
This is a messenger RNA of Hymenoscyphus albidus, 996 nucleotides long. Lineage: Eukaryota; Fungi; Ascomycota; Leotiomycetes; Helotiales; Helotiaceae. The record is from the annotation of a GenBank genome assembly.